Molecule: messenger RNA, 2160 nt
Organism: Prorocentrum cordatum
Lineage: Eukaryota; Dinophyceae; Prorocentrales; Prorocentraceae
Source: the annotation of a GenBank genome assembly
GAGGAGGCGCGCGCGGCGGAGGAGGCGCGCCGGGCCGAGGAGGCCCGCAGGGCGGCGGAGCGGGCCGCCGAGGAGGCCCGCAGGGCGGCGGAGGCGGCGCGCCUGGCGGAGGAGAAGGCGAAGGCAGAGGCCAGGGAGGAGCAAGAGCGGCAGGAGGAGGCCCAGCGGGCGGAGCGGGCGCGGCUGGCGGAGGAGAAGAGGAAGGCCGAGGAGGCCCGGCAGGCCGAGGAGGAAGCCCGCCUGGCGGAGGAGCGCCGCGCCGAGGAGGAGCGGGCAGCGGAACGCCGCGCCGAGGCGGAGAAGGCGGCGGCGCGCCGCGCCCAGGAGGAGGCGCGCCUCGCCGAGGAGCGCCGUGCCGAGGAGGAGAGGCGCCGCGCCGAGGAGGCCGAGAAGCAGGCGGAGCUCGACAGGAUCGAGGAGGAGCGGCUCGAGCGGGAGCGGCAGAAGGGCUCCAAGUGGGGCGUGUCCGGCGGCGCCCUCAAGGCCGCGCAGGAGGCCGAGGAGAAGAAAAAGGCGCGGCUGGCCGAGGAGGCCCGCAGGGCCGAGGAGGAGGCCCGCAGGAGGGCGGAGGAGGCGCGCAAGGUCGAGGAGGCCAGGCUGAUCAACGAGGCCCGCAGGGCCGCCGAGAAGAAGAAGGCCGAGGAGGAGGCCGAGCAGCGGCGGCAGGCCGAGGAGGCCGAGAAGCUCCGCCGAGCGGAGGAGGCCCGCCUGGCGGAGGCCAGGAAGAGGCAGGAGGAGGCCGAGAGGGCGGAGCAGGCGCGGCUGGCAGAGGAUAAGAGGAAGGCCGAGGAGGCCCGGCAGGCCGAGGAAAGGGCCCGCCGGGCGGAGGAGAGGCGCGCCGAGGAGGAGCGGGAGGCGGAGCACCGCAACGCGGAGCUCGCCCGGCUGGCCGAGGAGAGGCGGGCCGAGGAGGAGAAGGCCAAGGCCGAGGAUGCCGAGCGGCAGGCGGAGCUCGACAGGAUCGAGCAGGAACGGCUCAAAGGCUCCAGGUGGGGGAUUUUCGGCGGCGCCCUCAAGGCCGCGGAGGGGGCCGAGGAGAAGAGGAAGGCGCGGCUGGCCGAGGAGGCGCGCAAGGCCGAGGAGGAGGCCCGCAGGAAGAGGGAGGAGGCGCGCAAGGUCGAGGAGGCCAGGCUGAUCAACGAGGCCCGCAGGGCCGCCGAGAAGAAGAAGGCCGAGGAGGAGGCCGAGCAGCGGCGGCAGGCCGAGGAGGCCGAGAAGCUCCGCCGAGCGGAAGAUGCCCGCCUGGCGGAGACCAGGAAGAGGCAGGAGGAGGCCGAGAAGGCGGAGCAGGCGCGGCUGGCGGAGGAGAAGAGGAAGGCCGAGGAGGCCCGGCAGGCCGAGGAGGAGGCCCGCCUGGCGGAGGAACGCCGCGCCGAGGAGGAGCGGGCAGCGGAGCGCCGCGCCGAGGAAGAAGCGCGCCGCGCCGAGGAGGAGGCGCGCCUCGCCGAGGAGCGCCGUGCCGAGGAGGAGAGGCGCCGCGCCGAGGAGGCCGAGAAGCAGGCGGAGCUCGACAGGAUCGAGGAGGAGCGGCUCGAGCGGGAGCGGCAGAAGGGCUCCAAGUGGGGCGUGUCCGGCGGCGCCCUCAAGGCCGCGCAGGAGGCCGAGGAGAAGAAGAAGGCGCGGCUGGCCGAGGAGGCCCGCAGGGCCGAGGAGGAGGCCCGCAAGAGGGCGGAGGAGGCGCGCAAGGUCGAGGAGGCCAGGCUGAUCAACGAGGCCCGCAGGGCCGCCGAGAAGAAGAAGGCCGAGGAGGAGGCCGAGCAGCGGCGGCAGGCCGAGGAGGCCGAGAAGAAAAAGGCCGAGGAGGCGCGGGCGGCGGAGGCUGCGCGCGCCGCCGAGGAGCAGCGGCGAGCCGAGGAGGCGGAGCGCGCCCGCCUGGCGGAGGAGGCCCGCCUCGCGGAGGAGGCCCGCGUGGAGGCCGAGCGCCUCGCCGAGGAGCGCCGCGCCGCCGAGGCGGCGGAGCGGGCCCGCCAAGCGGAGGAGGAGGCGCGCCUCGAGCGGGAGCGCCUCGAGCGGGAGCGCCUCGAAGAGGAGGCGCGCCUCGCCGAGGAGGCCGCCGAGGCCGAGCGGACCCGCCUCGCCGAGGAGGCGCGCCGCGCGGAGGAGGAGGCCCGCCAGGCCGAGGAAGCCCGCCUCGCCGAGGAGCGACGCGUCGUCGAGGAG